AUUAAGAAAGCGAAGAAGAAAGUGAAAUUUCCUGUGCCUGUGCAUGAGGUUGGCGGGUCCUUGGUUGGAUGUGCAUGUUCACUGUUUUUGUUCAAAUUUGCAGCUAGUGUCGAGUUACAACUUGAUUUCCUAACAAGCCAAUAACACGCGGAACACUUUCACUCGGACAAGCCAGUGGUGGUUGUCCUAGCUAUGCCGUCCGUUGCUGGACCCAGCAGUCCAGCAGCAGCGCUCGCCGAGGCGCUGGACAACUCAGCUCGGCUGAUUGAUAAACACCUGCAGGAUGACCGCUACUUUCCUGACUUGUCCGAGCUGCUCGGCGUCCCCUCACACAACAUGCCGUCCCUCUCUGGCGUGUCGGACAUGGACUACCCUCUCCAGGGACCCGGUUUGCUCACUGUACCAAACCUCCCAGAACUCAGUGCAAUGCGAAGAGUUCCUCUGCCACCUGAGCUGGUGGAGCAGUUUGGCCAUAUGCAGUUCAACUGCAUGAUGGGAGUUUUUCCAGACAUCUCCCGAGCGUGGCUCACAAUCGACAACGACCUCUUCUUGUGGAAUUAUGAAGAUGGAGGAGAUGUAGCCUACUUUGAUGGCCUGAUUGAAACUAUUCUGGCAGUAGGACUAGUUAAGCCAAAACAAGGGAUUUUACAGCCACACAUUCACUACCUCUUGGUCUUAGCCACUUCUGUGGAUGUGGUGAUCCUUGGACUCAGCUUCCCCAAGAGUCAUGUUGGAUUGAACGACAGCAUGUCUGGUGGGCUGCAGUUACUACCAGACCCCCUCUUUUCAAUUCCAACGGACAACACCUACAUCCUGUCCAUCACCUCGACAGACCUGGGACGCAUCUUCAUGGCAGGAAAGGACGGCUGUCUCUAUGAGAUCGCUUACCAGGCGGAGGCCGGCUGGCUCAGCCAGCGUUGCAGAAAAAUCAACCAUUCCAAGAGCUCCCUGUCUUUCCUCGUUCCCUCUGUGCUCCAGUUCUCUUUUUCCGAAGAUGAUCCUAUUGUGCAGAUUGCCAUCGAUAACACUCGUAACAUUCUCUUCACCCGCUCUGAGAAAGAUGUCCUACAGGUGUAUGACCUGGGUGCUGAUGGUCAAGGUAUGAGUCGCGUAGCAACAAUGUCACAGAGCUCUAUAGUGGCGGCUGCAGGGAACAUAGCUCGAACAAUCGACCGUUCUGUCUUCAAACCCAUCGUUCAGAUCUCAGUUAUUGACAGAUCUGAGUCCUCAGAUUGUCAUCUGCUCGCCGUCACUCAUUCAGGUGUUCGCCUUUACUUCAGCACUACGCCGUUUGCACCUCAGCACCAGAAGAACAUGGCAGUUCGCCCAAGCUUGCUUGCUUUAGUCCAUGUUCGUCUCCCACCAGGUUUUUCUGCUUCCUCCACCCUGCAGAAACCCUCCAAGGUCCAUAAGGCUUUACACAGCAAAGGUGUUCUCCUCAUGACUGCGUCUGAGACAGAAGACAGUGAUGUUCUGUGGUGCAUCAAUCACGACUCCUUUCCCUUUAAGAAGCCCUUGAUGGAGACGCAGGUGAUGUCCAACGUUGAUGGACAUUCGUGGGCUCUUUGUGAAAUUAAUGAAGAGAAACCUCCCAAAAUCCUUACCCCCCUGAACAGGGAGCAGAUCCCCAUCACUGAUUCGCCUGUGGUUGUCCAGCAGCACAAUGUCCCUCCUCAGAAGUUCGUCCUUCUGACUGCAAAGGGAAGUCACAUCUUUCAAAAGUUGCGGCCGGUCGAUCAGCUUCGCCACCUCCUGGUCAGCUGUGCAGGAGGAGAAAGUGAAGAGAUUGAACGAUUCUUCAAGCUGCACCGGGAGGAGCAGGCUUGUGGCACGGCUCUGAUCCUGGCCUGCUCCAGUGCUGCUUGUGACCGAGAGGUCUCUCAGUGGGCCACCAGAGCCUUCUUCAGGUAUGGGGGAGAAGCACAGAUGAGGUUUCCUGCAGCCAUGACAACGCCCAGUACUGUUGGUCCCGUCAUGAGCUCUCCAGCACCUGGCGUCAUGCCCCCUGCGUUCGCCACACCGUUCGUUUCCAUGCAGUCUGGAUCCGCCCCCAUCACACCCAUGUCCGCUGGUCCAGAGGUGAUUUUCUCUGGAAAACACAACGGCAUCUGCAUCUACUUGGCUCGUAUUCUCGGAAAUAUUUGGGACGGGAGCCUCGCUGUGGAGACGUCCAUCAGCAAAGGACAUCAAACGGUUGUUAUUCUGGAAAGCACCGUGGCUUCAUUUGAGCUGGAGUCGGUCCUCCUGCAGCUCAAAGGUUUACAGGAGUUCCUGGAUAAAAACUCUCAGCUCAGUCCUUCGUCUCUUGGCACUGUGAGCUUCAGCUCUCCAGCCAACCUGCAGCAAAGGCUGCUGGGAUUCAUGCGUCCCGACGGAGCCGGCUCCCAGCAGGUGCAGCAGGAGCUUCAGAGGAAAUACCACACCAAAGCUCAGGUCUAUGAGAAAGUGUCGCUGCAGGGCAUCCAGCAGCUAGUGCACCGCUCUUAUCAAACUCUGGCACUCUGGAAGCUUCUCUGCGAUCAUCAGUUCAGCCUCAUUAUGUCUGAGCUGCCAAAGGAAUUUCAGGAGCAGAUAAAGGGGGCAAGUUUUAAGGACGUAGUGAUCCGAGGGAAGGAAUUAUCUGGGGCACUCAUCACAGGCCUUAUUAACGUUUACAUCAAAGAUAACGCCUCUGUGGACGCCAUCAGCAAUCACCUACGGGACAUCUGUCCACUGCUGUACAGCAGCGAUGACAGCAUCUGCUCAAAGGCUAAUGAGAUGUUGCAGAGCUCUAAACAGAUCCAGAACAAGAUCGAUAAAGAGAGAACUUUAAGGGAGUCUUUACAGCUCUACCAGCAGAUCAGCCAGAACAUAGACCUGCCACUGGUUUGCUCCCAGUACAGACAAGUGCGUUUCUACGAGGGAGUUCUUGAGUUGUGCCUCACAGCGGCAGAUAAAAAGGAUCCCCAGAGACUCGGGCCCCACUUCUACAAGAACGGAGAGCCUGAGGAGGACAAAACGGGGCAGCAGGCCUUCCAAGAGAGACUUUCUUGCUACAAGUGCAUCACAGACACCAUGCAGGAGCUGGUGAACCAGAGCAAAGCUGCCCCUCAAUCUCCCAGUGUCCCCAAGCAGCCUGGACCUCCUGUCAUGACCUCUGAUCCCAACAUGCUCAGCAACGAAGAAGCUACAGCCCAUUUUGAGCAGAUGCUCGGUUUGGCCCAGAGGUCUCAGGAUGAACUGUUUCACAUCGCUCUGUACAACUGGCUGAUUCAAGCCGACCUCUCCGACAAGCUGCUCGAGGUGAAUUCUCCUUAUCUUGAAGAACACCUGAUGCAUAUGAUCAGACAGGACCAGAGUAAAGUUCAUAAUAUGGACCUGUUGUGGCGCUACUACGAGAAGAACCGUAACUUCGGCAAAGCGGCUCAUGUACUGGCACGGCUGGCUGAUUUGCACAGCACUGAGAUCUCUCUGAAGCAGCGUCUGGAGUACAUUGCUCGAGCCAUUCUGUCUGCUAAGAGUUCCUCCGGCGUGUCGGCUCGGGCGUCUGACGGAGAGUUUCUUCGCGAGCUCGAGGAUAAGAUGGAGCUUGUCCGUAUUCAAGUGCAGAUCCAGGAAACCCUGAUCAGACAGUACUCCCAUCAUCCCUCAGUGAAAAACGCCAUCUCCCAGUUGGACGCUGAGCUCAUGGACAUCACAAAGCUCUAUGGAGAGUUUGCUGAUCACUUCAAAUUGUCUGAAUGCAAGCUGGCCAUCAUCCACUGUGCAGGGCACUCGGAUCCUAUCCUAGUACACUCAUUGUGGCAGGAAAUCUUGGAAAAAGAGCUGGGCGACAGCGUGGCCAUGAGUCCUGUGGACAGGAUGAGAUCCCUUAAUCUAAAGCUGGUCUCACUAGGGAAGAUAUACGCCGGAACUCCUAGAUACUUCCCUCUGGAGUUCCUGGUGAAGUUCCUGGAGCAGGAGGUUUGCCGGCUGAACUGGGAUGUGGGAUUCGUCUCGUCUACCAUGCUGGAGAUUGGAGUGCAGCUGCCCCGCCUUCUGGAAGUCUACGAUCAGCUCUUUAAAUCUCGGGAUCCCUGCUGGCAGCGAUUGAGGAAGCCUCUACAUUUGGUGGAGUGCAUCCAUGUCCUCCUCUCGGGAUACGUAGAAGACCCCAGCAGAGUCCAGACCUACGAUAGGCGGCGGUUCACUAACGUGUGCCUGGACAACAUCUGCGGAUACCUGGUGGAGCUGCAGUCUCUAAGUCCAACCUCAGCCCUUCAACAAACCAUCGGCAACUUCAAGUCACUUCAGGCGAAGCUGGAGAGACUCCACUGACCGGAUCCCUCAGAGGGAGGAGGGACUUCUAGUUUUAGGCAAACAGCUGAUUUAAGUCUUUAUCAGCUGGGAAGAUGUGACUUUUGAGUCUUCUGCCACAGUUUGCUUCAUUAUCCCACCAGUGUGUGUUUUCAGAGUUUAGCGUUUUAUAACUUAUUUGAUACAUUUUUGUUGGUUUAAACUUCUUGCAGAAUUGGAACGUUGAAAAGAAAACAUCUGGAAAAGGUUUUUUUUUAAAGAAAAAAAACAGCUUAAUGUUCAUUAAAACAUCAAUUUACUGAUUAUUAAUAAUAUUAUUAUGAUCAGUUCGCAAAUGUUAAAACACUCAUUUGGUCCCAGAUUUGGGAUUUUUUUUGUGACAAAUAUGUUUGAUGUUUUGCAAUUAUGUACAGAACUUUGAUGUCAUGGCUGCCAAGGCGCGCGCGCACACACACACACACACACACCUGAGCAUUGUUUAGGACAUAAUCUGCUUGUAAAAUGGUCCACUUUUAAUAACAACUUUGUAUCUGUUUUGAAUGCAGAACAUUUUUAGUUAUAAUGAAAAUUCUGGUCUUAUUUGGAGGAAAAAAAUAAAACAUUUUAUAAAUAAAUCAAACUUGUCACAACUCGUAUUGAUGACAGCCUUGUGUGAAGGUUUACAGCUAAUUGGCAAGAAGGAACAUCAGAUUGGUAUGUUAGUAAUGUGACUUGUUUUUUCAUUUAAAGCAGCACUCUGGGUUUCUCGCCCUCCUAAUUAACAAGCCUCAAAUUGCUGAUGGUCUCCAAUUAACUGAAGGUGGUACGCAAUUAUGUUUCAUUUUAGGUUGAAGUAAUUUUGCCCUGAUUUUCCUUUGUGAGAUGAGUCAACAAGCAGGUUCCACCCGAGGGUGAGAGUAUGUGAUGUUUACAGGAUAAACACUUGGGGAAA
This is a messenger RNA of Nothobranchius furzeri (turquoise killifish), 5206 nucleotides long. It is a transcript of the gene nup155, whose product is annotated as nucleoporin 155. Gene Ontology annotation, biological process: RNA export from nucleus; protein localization to nuclear inner membrane; protein import into nucleus. Gene Ontology annotation, molecular function: structural constituent of nuclear pore. The record is from RefSeq and is a predicted model, not a curated record. NCBI's taxonomy places the organism in Eukaryota, Metazoa, Chordata, Actinopteri, Cyprinodontiformes, Nothobranchiidae. Gene Ontology annotation, cellular component: nuclear pore inner ring; nuclear pore.